This is a messenger RNA of Mercurialis annua (annual mercury), 1766 nucleotides long. RefSeq names its product delta(8)-fatty-acid desaturase. Bases 258 to 1607 code for a protein of 449 amino acids. The transcript has a single exon. Gene Ontology annotation, cellular component: membrane. Gene Ontology annotation, molecular function: oxidoreductase activity, acting on paired donors, with oxidation of a pair of donors resulting in the reduction of molecular oxygen to two molecules of water. Gene Ontology annotation, biological process: lipid metabolic process. The record is from RefSeq and is a predicted model, not a curated record. Lineage: Eukaryota; Viridiplantae; Streptophyta; Magnoliopsida; Malpighiales; Euphorbiaceae.
CAUAUAAAAUUUAAAUCCCUUUUAAAACAGAACAGAAACUCUUUUAAGAAUACCAUAAAAAGCUUAACAUUGAGAAAAAAUAUAUUAAAACACAGAGAGACGGACCAAAUCAAAUCGGAAAAUCUCCCGUUAAUGGGGUGUUUUUGUUUGAUAAAAUCACCACGUAUUUUAUAAAUUUUACGGAGAUUUUUUGAUUUGUUAAAAGGUCUCGUUAUCGUCAAUAUCGGAGUUUAUUUUCUUGUUUGUUUCUUGUUUUAAUGGCGGUAGCAGUGGAGAAGAAAUACAUUUCAAGCGAGGAGCUAAAAAAGCACGACAAACCGGGAGAUUUAUGGAUCUCGAUACAAGGCAAAGUUUAUAAUGUAACAGAUUGGAUGAAGGAGCAUCCCGGCGGCGACAUUCCGCUGCUAAAUCUGGCCGGACAAGAUGUGACCGACGCAUUCAUUGCUUAUCAUCCGGGGACAGCGUGGAAGUAUCUGGAUAAUCUUUUUACAGGGUACUAUCUCGAGGAUUUUAAGGUAUCCGAGGUGUCAAAGGAUUUUCGGAAGCUGUACUCAGAGUUUGCGAAACUAGGGUUGUUUGAGAAGAAGGGACACGUGGCGUUUUAUUGUUUGGCGUCUGUGGUUUUGUUGUUGUGUAUGACGGUUUACGGUGUGGUGUGGUGCGAGAGUUUCUGGGCUCAUAUGGGUGCGGCGGUUGCAUUAGGUUUGCUUUGGAUUCAGAGUGCUUAUGUGGGUCAUGAUUCGGGUCAUUAUCAGGUUAUGAAGAGUCGUCGUUUUAAUAAACUUGCUCAGCUUUUAACUGGUAAUUGUUUAACAGGGAUUAGUAUAGCUUGGUGGAAAUGGACUCAUAAUGCUCAUCAUCUUGCUUGUAAUAGUCUAGAUUUUGAUCCGGAUCUGCAACAUAUACCGGUUUUCGCGGUAUCUACGCGUUUGUUCGAUUCGAUUAGAUCUACUUUCUAUGGAAGACAGCUUGAUUUUGAUCCGUUUGCGAGGUUUCUUGUUAGUUACCAGCAUUGGACUUUUUAUCCUGUGAUGUGUGUUGCGAGGGUUAAUUUGUAUGUACAGACGUUUUUGUUGUUGUUCUCGAAGAGGAAAAUCCCCGAUAGAGCUCUUAACAUCGCGGGGAUUCUCGUGUUCUGGACUUGGUUUCCGCUUCUCGUGGCGUGUUUGCCUAGUUGGCCGGAGAGGGUGGCCUUUGUGAUGACUUCCUUUUGUGUUACUGCUCUACAACAUGUGCAAUUUUGUUUGAAUCAUUUCUCAGGUGACGUUUAUGUAGGAGCUCCGAAGGGGAACGAUUGGUUUGAGAAACAGACGAGCGGAACUGUGGAUAUUUCAUGCUCAUCUUGGAUGGAUUGGGCUUUUGGCGGUUUACAGUUCCAGCUCGAGCAUCAUCUGUUUCCGAGGAUGCCGAGAUCUCAAUUGAGAGGGGUUUCGCCUUUCGUAAGGGAGUUAUGCAAGAAGCAUAAUUUGCCUUACAAGAGUUUGUCCUUCUGGGACGCUAAUGUGACGACGAUUCGGACUCUCAGGACUGCUGCUCUGCAGGCCAGAGACUUGGCCAACCCUGUUCCGAAGAACUUGCUAUGGGAGGCUGUUAACACUCAUGGAUGAGCUAGGUUCUGUAUCAUUUAUUCAUACAGUCAUAAUACUUUUCUAAGAUGCAUAUGUAUUUUUCCCCCUUUUGUUUGAUUUUUGAUCUAUUGCUUUUUGUUUGUUAAGCUUUGUUAAACAGAUUGAUUUUGAUUAUUUAAUUAUGAACUGUUUUGGUUU